AUGAAGUGCACGAUCGCAGUCAUCCUGUUCGCUCUGGCAGCCUCUGCCACUGCCGGCUUCCUUGGAGGCUACGGCGGUUAUGGCGGAGGCCUCGGCUACGGCGGAUUCGGAGGAGGCUACGGAGGAUACGGGGGGUACGGGGGAUACGGGGGAUACGGAUACGGCUUUCCAGUCGGCCGCGUCUUCGCCUACGGCUCCAUCAUCAAGCACGGAUACGGCGGUUAUGGUGGCUACGGCGGCUACGGUGGUUACGGCGGAUACGGCCUCGGAUACGGCGGUAUUGGCCUCGGAUACGGCGGGUACGGAGGCUACGGUGGCUUCGGGUUCAAGGGUUGA
Messenger RNA from Ixodes scapularis (black-legged tick), 336 nucleotides. RefSeq names its product keratin-associated protein 19-2-like. The record is from RefSeq and is a predicted model, not a curated record. The transcript is spliced from 2 exons. The coding region runs from base 1 to 336 and encodes 111 amino acids. Lineage: Eukaryota; Metazoa; Arthropoda; Arachnida; Ixodida; Ixodidae.